GACAAGAAAGUCAACAUGGCGUCGUGCAGCAGGGCUCAAGUGAUCUCCCUUUACAGGAUGCUUAUGAAGGAGAGCAAAAAAUUCCCCUCAUACAAUUACAGAACAUACGCACUUCGCAGAGUGAAGGAUGGCUUCAGGGAAAACCUUCAUGUUGACAACCCCAGAACACUGGAUAUGCUCAUAAAUCAAGCGAGAGAAAAUCUGGCAGUCAUCAAAAGACAGGUUUCCAUUGGUCAUCUAUAUUCUGCUCAGAGGACCGUUGUGGAGAAAGAGCCUCAUUUAUAAAUGUCUUCAGGACCAAGAAUAGGUGCCCAUAAAAAUGGGUUGUGAAUGACAAAUCAGUGUAAUCAAUGAGCUGCACCACUGUCUGUUAUUGUAUAUUAGAGGAAAAUUUCUAUGUAAAAUGUUGAUGUUAUAUACAGCAAAUAAAUAUGUGUAAAGCAUGUAAAUAUUAAAUCACUGCAAAAAAAUAAAAAAAGCUGAGUCUUAAUAUCAAAAUAA
Molecule: messenger RNA, 501 nt
Organism: Danio aesculapii
Lineage: Eukaryota; Metazoa; Chordata; Actinopteri; Cypriniformes; Danionidae
Gene: lyrm4a
Product: LYR motif containing 4
Exons: 3
Coding region: 16-285 (89 amino acids)
Biological process (GO): iron-sulfur cluster assembly
Cellular component (GO): mitochondrion; L-cysteine desulfurase complex
Source: RefSeq, a predicted model, not a curated record